Gigantopelta aegis is the source of this 2084-nucleotide messenger RNA. Its product is annotated as glycine-rich cell wall structural protein 1-like. The record is from RefSeq and is a predicted model, not a curated record. NCBI's taxonomy places the organism in Eukaryota, Metazoa, Mollusca, Gastropoda, Neomphalida, Peltospiridae. The coding region runs from base 114 to 1946 and encodes 610 amino acids. The transcript is spliced from 6 exons.
CAGGGGAAUAUAUAAAGAUUUCCCUGACGAUUUGGGUACACAUUUUGGACAUUUCACUGAAACCACAGGCACCCGUUGGAAACAAGAUUGCAAUAACUAGUCGUAGCCAUUGCAUGUCUCGAAUCAGAAUGGGUCGAUUCAACGUCGUAGCUGUCCUCCUGGUCGUAAUAGUCGUGGUUUCAGAGGCCAAGUACUGGCACAUGCGACGUCCAAUAAUUGGCUUUCCAUUUUAUGGCCACAGACCGUUCCAUUGUUUCGGCAGGUGUCCUCUUAUACCAUUUUGGAGACAUGGUCCACUGAUGCGUCUGUCUCUUCCAUUCAACAGAUGGUUUCCUAGAUUUCCCAUGUAUCCACUCAUACGACCAGGUCCAAUACUGAAUUUGCCAUUCACAAGCGUCAACACCCUGACCACUCAGCAAAAUAUUUUGAAUCAACCAAUUACAGUGGCAAAGGGACGUGGGGUGCAAAGCGGCGGCGCCGUACAAAUGAGAAUGGCAGGGCCAAGCAUCAUCAUAAAUACGUCAGUAGGAGGUAGAGCUGGAGCUGGCACAGGAGCAGGUGCUGGCGCAGGAGUUGGCGCAGGAGGCUGGGGAGGAUAUGGUGUAGGAGUUGGUGCAGCUGGUGCAGGAGCAGGUCUAGGAGGCAUGGGAGGCAUAGGAGCUGGUGCAGCUGGUGCAGGAGCAGGUUUAGGAGGUCCUGGAUUUGGAAUAGGAGCUGGUGCUGCCGGUGCAGGAGCAGGCCUAGGAGGCAUGGGAGGCAUAGGAGCUGGUGCAGCUGGUGCAGGAGUAGGUUUAGGAGGUCCUGGAUUUGGAAUAGGAGCUGGUGCUGCCGGUGCAGGAGCAGGUCUAGGAGGGAUGGGAGGCAUAGGAGCUGGUGCAGCUGGUGCAGGAGUAGGUUUAGGAGGUCGUGGAUUUGGAGUAGGAGCUGGUGCAGCUGGUGCAGGGGCUGGUCUAGGAGGCAUGGGAGGCAUGGGAGGCAUUGGAGCUGGUGCAGCUGGCGCAGGAUUAGGUUUAGGAGGUCGUGGAUUUCCUAUUGGGGCCGGUGGAGUCGGUGCAGGAACAGGUCUAGGGGGCAUGGGAGGCAUGGGAGGCAUGGGACGCAUAGGAGCUGGCGCAACUGGCGCAGGAUUAGGUUUAGGAGGUCCUGGAUUUGGGAUAGGACCUGGUGCUGCUGGUGCAGGAGCAGGUCUAGGAGGCAUGGGAGGCAUGGGAGCUGGUGCAGCUGGUACAGGAGUAGGUUUAGGAGGCCCUGGAUUUGGUGUAGGAGCUGGUGCAGCUGGUGCAGGAGCUGGCGGCGGAGUUCCAUUUCUCCUUGUAAACGGUGGUGCUGGCGGUGCAGGAACAGGCUUUGGAACUCCUAUGUUUGUUGUAGGAGGUGCGGGCGCCGGUGCAGGUGCCGGCGCUGGUGCCGGUGCAGGCGCUGGUGCAGGUGGCGGAGUUCCCGUAUUCUUGGUAGGUGGCGGUGGCGCGGGCGCUGGCGCCGGCGCAGGAACAGGCGUCGGUGGUCCGGGAUUUGGUGGAGGAGCCGGCUUAGGAGCUGGUGGAAUGGGCGGAGGAGGAGCUGGUGCAGGGGCUGGUGCAGGAGGUGGUGGAAUGUUUGUAGGAGGUGGCGGUGCUGGAGCUGGAGCCGGAGCCGGAGCCGGAGCAGGAGGUGGAGGAGCAGGAGGCGGAGGAGGCGCAGGAGCAGGGGCAGGAGCUGGAGGUGGUGGAUUUGGUGGUCAACAGCAAAUGUUGAGAUACCGGCCGAGAGAUCGUCCAGCGUGGGUGAACUACGGAAACAUUAACUACGAUUACCCGUACGUCCAAGGACAAAGAUUAUUGCUGCGCCGUGUUCUUAAUUCUCCUCCCAUGAUGCAGAAAGCAGCCGCCCGUCCCGUGCGUGCGAUUAACGGUGUACACAGUCCUACACAGGCACAAGGAGCUUCAACAGGGAAGGUUAUCCACUAGUGUGAAGAAGAAUUCGAACCAUUUUAAAAUGGGCCGCCUAUAUCACCAUGUGUCCAACGACAGUAGAGCGGAGAGAGUGUUGUGAACCAGUGUUUGAUGUGACCUUAAUUUAUUAGAUAAUAAAAUCAUUCCUCUGAG